AUUUGUGUACGCCGUAAAAUACAUGUAAAGUUUGUGCGAGUGCUUUGUCCAAACUACCGAUACCGUUGCAGCGUUGAAAGUGUGCCUAGUCGCAAAAAUUGUAAAUGUGUUACAAAAAAUACGCGUAUGAGGUUAUGAUAGUAAGAUCGUUGGAUCGUUUGAAUUCCAUCACGAUGUUAUUAAACACGUAAUGAAAAGGUGUAUUGGAUAGAAAACGGUGUUGACGUGCGUGAAUGAGGGAAUAGUUGACAACGUGCGCAAACGAGAUUGCCGGUUUCUAUUAAAAAGAUUCGAGGGAGCUCUUUGGAGAGCAAACGCUCGAAAUGGUUUUCGAGUCGAUCGUUGCGGAACUUCUAAACAAGGUUUUGGGAGAAUAUAUCCAAAAUCUUGAUUGUACCCAGCUGAAACUAAGCUUAUGGGGAGGCGAUGUCGUUCUGAGGGAUUUAUUGAUAAGCGAGCAUGCCCUGGAUGUGCUCGACUUGCCGAUAAAAUUAGAAUAUGGCCGACUGGGAAAAUUAAUUCUGAAGAUUCCUUUCAAGGAUAUGUGGAAUGGCCAAAUAGACGCAAUUGUCGAAGAGCUUUUCAUAUUAGUGGUCCCUACUAAUCAGGUUCAAUAUGACCCGGAAAAAGAAUCUAAAGCAGAGCUCGAGGCGAAAAGAGCAGAGAUCGCAAGGGUCGAAAAAAAUAAGCAGUUGGCAGCGAUGAAACCUCACGAGGAAUUGGAUGAUUCCAUGGUGGAAAAGCUCAUUGCCAGGAUGAUUAAAAAUAUUCACGUUGAAAUAAACAGGAUUCACGUGAGAUACGAAGACCACGUGACUUUUAAAGAUCAUCCGUUUUCUGUCGGAUUCACCUUGAAUCGAUUCGCUCUUGAGAGCUGCACCGACGCUUGGACAACUACGGGCAAUCUCAAGGACAUGCACGCCAUUCAACAGAUUUUCAAACUAUGCACAAUGGAUGGAUUCGCAGUUUAUCUCAAUACAGAUAUUAUGCAGUUCAGCAAACAACCAACAACGGAUUAUCUACGCUUGUUUGCGGAUGGUAUUGCUACUAUGGAUCAUGUACCUGAGGGUUAUCAGUACAUGCUGGGCCCGAUAAACGUGAAAGCGAAACUAAAGUUGAAUCCGAAGCCCGAAACGGAUGGAAGUAAUUACACAAUUCCCAAAGUAUGGCUGGAUUUGGAAAUGCAGAAAUUGCGCAUAGGACUUGCAAAGCGUCAGUACCAAACACUGUUGCAAAUGGGCGAAGGUCUCGAUCAAGCGAAAAAAGCCGCACCGUACAGGAAAUAUAGACCGAAAUUAACAUCUUACAGGGGCCACUACAAGGAAUGGUGGCGUUUCGCUUAUAUUUGUGUUUUGGAAGAGACCGUCAGGCGGUGUAGGCGAAAUUGGGAUUGGAAUCACAUGAAAUGCCACAGAGAUACUUGUCGUGAGUAUGCAAAAACAUACCAGACGAAACUGACGGCGAAAAAAGCGAUGCCGGAAACGGAAGAAAAAUUAACCGAGUGUGAAAGAAAAUUGGAUAUUUUCAAUUUGGUCAGAAUUAGACAACAGAUCGAGAUGGAGGUUGAACGUUUAGCGGAAAAGGAAAAAAACUUGAAAGCAAAGAGGGGUUGGUUCGGAUUUUUGUGGGGCUCGCCAAAAGAAGACGACGUCGAAGAUCUCAAUUCAGCGGCAGCGAUAAUGCGUAAAUUUGAGGAAGCUAUGACUCCGUCGGAAAAAGAAAAGCUUUAUCGUGCUAUCGAUUAUCAGGAGAAUUCCGCACCCGCCCAUUAUCCUGAAACGUUUGAAAUGGUUGACACGAGAUUUUAUUUACACGGUUUACAGAUAAUCGUUUCCGACAACGAGAAAGAAACACCGGAAGUUUUAGAUUUGCAAUUGAACGGUGUUAAAGCUGGUUUCAAAAUGAGACCAACCUCCAACGGUAUUUUUGUUACCGCAUCAAUCACCGAUAUGAAACUAUUUGGUGUAAAACAAGCUGAUUAUGUACCGUCGCUCUUCAAUUCGAUCGAGAACAACUCCAAUGAUGUUCUGUUGGCCGUGUCAUACGAGAAAAAUCCCCUGGACAAACUUUGUGGCGAUCGUAUCAUAGUCAAAUCGAAAUCUGUCCACAUCGUGUACGAUGCACAAACUAUAAUCGAACUCGUGAAGUUAUUAAAAGUUCAGAAUCAAUCGACUCUCAAUCAAAUCCAAGCUGCCGCUGCUGAACGACUCGAAGGUUUUAAAGAAAUGUCCGCCUUGGGUCUCGAGUACGCGAUACAAAAACACUCUGUUCUGGACAUUCAAGUCGAUAUGGAAGCCUCACAACUGUUGCUACCUCACGGGGGAUUGUACAAUGGAACAGAAUCGUUGAUCGUCAUUAAUUUAGGUAGCUUGAAGAUUCACUCAUUGGAAAAGCCUAAAAGUGACAUGGCUUCAGCUACUGUUAAGCAGCUCGUGAGCAUGGGAAGAAGCGAGGAGGAUAUUCUCAUGCAUUUGCGACAGCACAGUUACGAUCAGUUCGCUCUGAAAAUCGUGAAUUUCCAAAUAUUGGUGGCAUCGUCCAGCGAAGAUUGGCGGGGUGCUAUUUCAACUGUUGAACAAGCGAUGACGAUACUCCAACCGACUACUUUGGAAGUUCAAUUCCACAAAUGUCUCGUGACUGACGAUCCCUUGUUACCGAAAAUGCGAAUCAUCGGACAUUUGCCCUCCCUCGCCUUGAAUAUAGCCGAUGCUCGGUUGCUAAAAACCAUUGCAAUCGUUCAAAGUAUACCGCUUCCGGAAGACGAAAAUGCUCAGUUGGAGCGUAUGCCCCUCGCAAAGUCAGUUUCACAGUUGUCAUUGUUCAAGGAAUUGACGACUGUACCGAACGACAAAAAAAAGAGUCCGCCGCCAGCGGUUAAACAAACUACAGAUCUCGAAGCGAAAUUUGUAAUGAAAGAAUUCACGUUAACUUUGUUGAAACAGGAAAAUGAAGAAGUUACACCUUUCGUAAGACUAGAGGUCCUUCAGGUCGAAGCUGAAAUGUUACAACGAACGUUCGAUCAAGAAAUAAUGUUGAGACUCGGAGGUGUUCAAGUUAAGCAGUACCACGAAAAGGGACAAGUUUUUCUCAUCAAUACGCCGAUGACAUCUGGAAGUGAAGAAUACCUGAUCGUUGUUCAAUACGUCAACGUGAACAAACACUCCCCCGAAUUCACGACCCGUCACGGAUCGGUUGUCAAAUUAUUGAAUCUUGAAUUCACUAAAUUGGACGUUCUUCUGCAUCAAGAAGUCAUUGUGAAUUCUCUCAAGUUCUUGUCAAAUAUCCAAGACAAGAUGAGUGCUGCGAGUACGAUUCCACUGCAGGAAAAUGGCGAUCGCAUUGCAACCACUCGAUUGCCUCCGUUGGCGACCAUACAAGAAGAUACGUCUUUCUUUAUUAAGGAUCAGCUCCAAAAACAAAAGGCCAAGCCCUCAACACCUCGACGCAAAAAAACUAUCGUCGAAUGUAUCGACUUGAAAAUUAAAGCUAAAAUCGCGUCAAUUAACAUUCGAAUGGCUAGCGACUUUCGUGAUAUCAGCGCCUUUCAUAUCGAAGGAAUUACCGCUGGUUAUAUUAUGAAAACAUCUUAUUCUCAAGCGAAUGUCAAUUUAGCUUCCGUCAAUAUCAAGGAUUUAAAUUCCACGACCAUUUACAAAAAUAUCGUUUCUGUCGAAGGCUCGGAAUCGUUGCAAAUUCAAGCUAUAAUGUAUAAUCUUGAGCCGACGGAUACUGAUAAAAACAACAUGUCCAUCAAAGUUGUCAUGGGAUGCCACAGAGUGGUGUUCCUGAACGCUUUCGUCAUAGGUGUCAUGAAUUUCCUCAACAAUUUUCAAGCUGCCCAACUCGCCAUUAAAGAAGCUUCCGCCGCUGCCGCCGAAGCAGCUAAAACGAAUAUCAAAGAUGUUCAAGAAAGGGCAGCUCGCAUAGAAUUGGCUGUGAAAUUGAAAGCUCCGGUUAUUUACGUACCAAUGAAUUCGAAGAGCGGACAUUGCCUCAUGCUGGACAUGGGUAAUCUCACGAUUUGUAAUAGUUUUAAUAAAUUGGAAGUCACCAACGAAGCCGGUGAUUCUCCGAUCGUUGACGAAAUGAAAAUAGAACUACAGGAUUUAAAAAUGUCGAGAGUUCUUUUGAAUGAAGAAAAUUUCGUUUCGAAGAACGAAGUAUUAUUGCUGCAACCAGUGAGCUUCACUUUGCUCAUGAAACGGAAUUUAUCGACGGCCUGGUUCAAGUCUAUCCCUGAUAUUGACAUGUCAGGCAAACUUAACACGAUUGAAUUGUUGCUGAGUCAAGAGGAUUAUGCGACUAUUCUCAGAGUUUUGGAAGAAAAUUUGGGUGAAGCGAUGGAAGAACCUAAUCAAACGCAAUCGGUGGUCCGGAAUACCAGAAAAACGAUGAUUGAAGAUACUCAAAAAUCUACGACUAAAUUCGAGGUGGAGGUUCUGAAAGAACCAGAAGAAGGCGAUGAUCAAAAUCAGAAACAUAUACACACAGCAAUCAAAUUCGAAUUUAUUAUGGGCAGCUUUGUUAUUAAUUUGUUUACCGGAGGAUCCAAAUUGUUAAGUACGAAAAGUUCUCCGCUGCAUUUACCAGAGAAUGGCCUAGCGAAGUUUGGCUUGACACACUUUGCUGUGAAGGGUCGAAUUUUCGGGGAUGGAUUAUUGGCUACGUCGAUACUAUUAAUGAAUUGUACUUUGGAUGAUACUCGACACAGUCGCCAGGGCUCCCUGGUCAGAAUCAUGGAAAGAACAACCGCUAUACCUACGAUGGAUGUUACGAGCAGCGAAGAAGAUACGAAACCCAUUAGAAGCAUGUUGGAUAUGACGAUUCGAAAAGGGGCGAAUGAUAUGUUCGUUGACCUCCGUGUGUUCUCGUUCAGCAUAAUCGUAUCAGUCGAUUAUUUAUUGAAAAUCAAGGAAUUCUUCAACGUGUCAUCAACAAAUACCACGCAAAAUGCAGUACAGUCAGCACAGAAAGGAAACUUAGAAAUGGGAAGCCGAACGAAAAAAGUUGCUCAACCAGCUGCAAAUGCAUCGAGCAUGCUGACCGUAAAUUUGCACGUGGAGAAGCCGGACAUUAUAUUGCUGGAAGACAUGGAUGACAUCAACUCAAAUUGCAUCGUUCUGAAUACGGAGUUGUUACUGAAAGUUCGUAUGAUUGGCGAGCAUCAGGUUAUCACAGGAUCAGUGAAGGAUUUAUCGAUUUUGACUGGAAUUUACAACCCAACAAAACGCGCGGAUUGGAUAUAUCAAGUUUUGAGACCGUGCAGCAUAAGCAUUGCCGGUUCAACGCCAGAAGGCAAAGGAUUACACGUUGAUGUGUGUUGUACAGAUGUCCACAUUUCCGUAUCACCUGGCGUUAUUGAAAUCUUGAACAAAGUUUUACAAAAAAUAAGCACCAAAGAAGCAGACGAAGACGAAAUUGUUAAAUCUGAACCUACUCAUGAGGGUCUCUGGCUUGUUACUCCUUACGAGGAGAGUGAAUAUUGGUUCCUGAAGACCGAGGUUGGAGUUGAAGCUUUGGAAGAUUAUUUGUACGAUAACUCCGAGGAUGCUGUUCUGUACAAACCAGAAUUGGCCAUUGUGUCCGCUCCUGUUAUACUUUUGACCCUCGAAGCCGGAGUUGGCAACAAAACACUGCCCAUGCUUCUUUUCCACGUGGGCUUCCAGAGCAAUGUUAAUGAUUGGAGCACCAAAACUAUGUCCGUGGAGUGUACGAUGUCUCUGAUUAUGGCAUACUACAACAGUAGAUUAGCUCUGUGGGAGCCGCUGAUUGAGCCUGUAGAAACUAUUCAAAAUGGUGAGCGCGUUUCCAGCGCAUGGGAACUGAAAACGAAGGUACAAUUUAACGAUUUAGCACCAGAUUCUCGGGGUGCGAGUGCGAUAAGUCCAAGCUGCGAGAGCGAGCCGGACGAACUGAUAAAUCAGUCUUCCAGGAUGUCGAUCGACAUAGUAUCUUCUGAUAAUUUGGAAAUCACUGUGACAAAAACGUGUUUGGACGUUCUCCAACAACUUGGUAAAGCGUUUUCUAGCGCCAUGGAAUCAACAGACAAAACGACGACGCAAAAAGCUGCGCCUUACGUACUGAAGAAUGAGACAGGAUUAGGACUUGUGCUUGAUUUAGAAUCGAGUAAUUUUAAAGUGAUCGGAGAUCGAUCGGAAACCACGGGUGAUUCUGCAGAGGAAACCCCUCAUCCAUAUUCAGAGGUGAUGUUGGAGUCUGGCGCAUCCGUCGAAUUAGCACCAAAAGUCGUCAAAGUUGACACCCAAAUUCUGGAUCAAUUGAAAGUCGUUUCGGUUAAGGACAAAGGGCAAAAUAAAUUCUUCGUCACGUUUAAGGGGAUAUCCAGCAAAUUAGAAAUACCAGUGUUGCGGGCGGACAAGAGGUUCUUUUCAUUGAAGUAUCGAAAAGAAGGUUCAGAAGAAUGGGGUGUCAUUUCGGACGUUAUCGUUGAAAACGGCAGCACGAUCGUGACUUUGAGAAGCGUUCUUCAGGUCCACAAUCAUUUUUCCGAGCCGGUAUCAGUGUAUUACAUGACAAAACGCGGCAACGAAGUCGAAUGCGUUGGCACUGUUGGCCCAGAUGAGCGUCUCAAUCUUCCCUUGGAUGCGGUCUAUACACCGAUGAAUAUUUAUUGGUUAUUCUUCAGUAUUAAUGGGUACAUGGUAUCGAUCGAACCGUUUAUCUGGAAAGAUCUUCAAAAGACCGUGUCGAUGACGAAGCUCCUGAAAUGCGAAUCCAGAUCGAAACAAGAGAACAAAGAACCCUUUUAUAUUCAGAUUAUUUUCAUGAUGAUCAUGGUUGGUUGUAUCUUCUAUUAUAACGAACAUAUCGAUUUAUUGUUAAGUACCGUUGACUGGCGAUCCAAAUUAUCUCGAUUUAUUAAUAACAUCACGCCUGUCUGCCUCAGUCCGUUUAAUUCUACACCACCCAAAUAUCUGGAAGCACCUCUUCAGGCUGUUGGCGAAAUCGAACAAGUGUAUUUUGAAAAUACGAGCAGACAUACCAUGGCAAGCACCGUUUACAACAUACACUUGUAUCCAUCGGUAUAUCUGAAAAACUUUUUACCAAUCGACAUAGUAAUUGUUUUACCUGGACAUACGGAAGAAAAGUUAUUGAAAGCCAGCACAAUUCUGCAACUACCGACCAUUGACCCAAUUCAGUCGAGUAUCGUUAUCAAGCUUCCACAAUACUUGGAGAAAGAUUGGUCAUGCAAAGGUGAAAUAUUAGCGAACCCAGCAGAGUUUUCCGUUUGGUCCUUCGAAUCGUUCGACUCUGCCCAAAAAGUUGUAAUGGAUCUUGGAAUGCAUACAGCUCUUGAACAUGGAUCAAUUAUCAUGGCUUUAUAUUGUCCAUUUUGGAUGCUGAACAAGACGGGCUUGAUGCUUUCCUAUCGAAAAUCAAGUAAAGGUGGAAAAGAGCACUCGAGCCCAGUCAAGAGUCUUUUUUGUAAACCGCGUCGACGACAUGGAGAAUUUCAUAAGAAGAAGGCAAAAUCGAGUUCCGAGGAUCAUCUCAAUGUUUUGUAUCACCCGGAAACUUUCAAGGGACCAAUAUUGUUCUCUUUUCGGUCGAAAGCAUUUUUUGGCAAGAAAAAGGCAAUGGUCAGAGUCGAAGAUGGCGAAUGGUCAGAUAAGUUUCCUAUCGAUGUUGCUGGUAGUAAAGGAGUUGUUGUUUGUAAAUACAAUGGUCUUACUUAUCAGAUUGGCGUGCACAAUCAACUUACGUACAACUCGCUGACUAAACAAAUUACGUUUACCCCUUACUUCAUUCUAAUAAACAACGCCGAUUUUCUCAUCGAGUGUCAAGAGGCUCAAAGACCAGCGGAUCCCGUUACUCGAGUGAACCCAGGCGAGUGUGCUGCUCUCUGGCCUCAUUCGGAAGGUGAAAAAAAAAUGUUGCGCGUCAUGGUUGGUGGCCAACCUGAAAAAACUGCCCCGUUCAUUUAUACGGACGUUCACACAACGCUUUUGAAACUCGAUAAUAAGUACGGAGGUAUUAACGUUGAUAUACAAAUAAAUGAAGGCGGAGUUUAUAUCUCGCUGUCGCCGUACGGUCAUGGAAGCUGUCCGGCUUUGAUAAUUAAUCACACUUCUCACACUAUUAAUUUGUGGGAAAAAGGAUCCAUGAAUGUGAGAUCAAUCCAGUCAUUCAACCGUAUGUUCUAUACUUGGGAGAAUCCUUCAGGAACACGAAAGUUAGUGUGGGAGGAUAAUAAUAAAAAAGAAAUCGAAGACGAUUUGCGAAAGGAUAAUCUCGGCACGUUUACCAUGCCGGAUAUUGAAGAAGAGAUAUUCUACGUUUCAUUCCUCGACGGUAUACAGCGAGUUCUUUUAUUCACGACGUCAUUAAAAGUUGCUGAAGAAUGUCAAUUAGCCGGUGAUUUCGAAAUAAUCGAUCAAGAUAUAACAAUGAGUAUCCACGGUGUUGGAGUAUCGCUCGUUAACAAUCUCGCAAGGGUGGAACUCCUGUACAUGUGCAUAGCAAGUUCCGGAAUAAUCUGGGAGAUUCGAAAGUCAAACGGAAGUCGUUGGCGACCAUUGACUACGCGAGAAGUUUGCCUAAUCGAGGAAGCACAUCAAAAGUAUGUGAAGGAACUCCAAGUUGGCAGGGAACCUGCUUAUCGUGUGAUGUUAGAACCAAAAUUGGAGGUUGACUUCGCAGAAUUGAAAAUGUUGAGACCACAUCGCGGAUACUUGAGACGAACUUUCCAAACGGGCCUAUGGCUGCAGUAUCGCACCUCAGCACAUCAAGUACAACUACACGCCAAAAUAAAUCGUCUCCAAAUCGACAAUCAGCUGUCCGAGUGCGUCUUCCCAGUAAUAUUAGCACCAGUUCCACCACCGAAAAGUGUUGUUCAAAGUUCGGUAUUGAAACCAUUCGCCGAACUUAGUAUGGUAAAGCGUUUGCUGGAGCACAGCACCGUGCAACAGUUUCGGUACUUCAAGGUUUUGAUACAAGAAUUCCACAUCAAAGUUGACAUUGGGUUCAUAAAUGCAAUCAUGGGCUUUUUCGAAGCUGAUGAAGCUAGUGAAGCAGAAGAAAGCAAGCUGUUCCAGUUGGAUAUGAAGCUGGUAGACGAGCCACUUUUGUACCACGUUAAUCUUAUCACGACCGCGGAGCAAAAGAACUUUUUCGAUUUGCUGCAUUUCUCGCCACUGAAGAUACACAUAAGUUUUUCGAUGACCGGAAGUGGCGGUGGUCCAUCGGCUGUUCCUCAAGUUCUCAACGUUUUGCUGCAGGGAAUAGGCGUUACGUUGACUGACAUCAACGACAUCGUUUUCAAACUCGCUUAUUUUGAACGAGAUUACAUUUUCAUGACGCACAAGCAACUCAUUUCGGAAGCGUCCAAUCACUAUGUAGGCCAAGCCAUCAAGCAGCUCUACGUCCUCGUACUGGGCUUAGAUGUCAUCGGCGAUCCGUACGGUCUCGUCGUUGGUACUAUGAAAGGAAUAGAAGAUCUCUUUUACGAACCAUUCCAAGGAGCGAUUCAAGGCCCCGGAGAAUUCGCCGAAGGUUUAUUACUAGGUGUACGGAGCAUGCUGGGACACACUGUCGGCGGCAUGGCGGGUGCUGUUUCGAAGAUCACUGGAGCCAUGGGUAAAGGUCUCGCUGCUUUAACCUUUGAUAAGGAAUACCAGCGCAAGAGGCAAGAACAACUCAACAAACAACCUGCUAAUCUUCACGAAGGUCUUGCUCGAAGUGGGAAGGGCUUAGUGAUGGGCGUGUUUGACGGUGUCACAGGUGUGGUAAUGAAACCCAUUUCCGGUGCUAGAGAAGACGGAGUCGAAGGGUUUUUCAAAGGCGUUGGAAAGGGUAUGGUAGGACUCGUGACGCGACCGACAGCGGGGGUUAUCGAUUUUGCCAGUGGAUCAUUCGGAGCGGUGAAGCGCGCGACAGAACUGAGUGAAGAAGUCAAGCGAACCCGACCGCCGAGAUUUCUGCUUCCGGAUAGUCUAAUCAGGCCUUACGUGCGAGAAGAAGCUGAAGGAAACAAAAUUUUAUUCGAAUUGGAAAAAGGGAAAUACGCAAACACGGAUAUUUAUUUCUAUCACAUAUACGUGAACAAAGAUGUAUUGCUGUUGACCGACAAGAGAAUAGCGUAUUUGGAGCGUAACGAAUUAUUCGGGGGCUGGAAAGUUGAUUGGGCAUAUCCAUGGCAAGAAAUCGGCGACUCUCCGAAGCUGGUCGACAGAGGGGUCCAAAUUUUCAUGAAAGCGGGACAGAAGAAAAUGAAACUGGGAAAUUUGUUUGGUGGACCAGACCACAGCAAGAUAAUAUUGAUUCAAGAUUACAACGCAAGACAGGUUUUAUACAAUAAAAUUCAAGAGCAAAUUAAUCAACUCGAGUCGUAAUGGGUUGAUGUAAAGACGCUAAAUAAUUCGUGUUACGAUGUACUUGAAAGCUGCAUCUUGUCAGUCAGAUAGUCGUAUCUGAGCUUACCGCGUAUCCGAAAGCACAGUUUCUCCAAAACUAAAGACUACUUUCCAACAGCGAAGGACUGUCUCACGAAAAGCCACGAGUGGUCAGCGAUAUAAGCUUAGUCAUUAACCAUGAUGCCGAAAUACCAAAAAUACAAUAAUGUAUAACGCGUAAUUAUGGGCACAGAGUAUCAACGUCAACCGACCAACAUCUACGAAUUCGUCGAAAGCCAAUACAACGAUUCGUUCGAAUUACCAUUUAUAAUGUUUUCAACGCACAACAAAAUGCUCACUUUUUUUCUCGUUGAUUCGUGAAACAAUCAAUGUCGAAAACUCUGAGAAACAAGUAUAUAAAUUAAUUAUUUUCUAUUUGCUUUCUACUUUAUUCUUACAUAUUCCACCGACUGCUUACAUGUAAAUAAUGUAUAUGUAUAUUUUUGUUUGACUAUUCAAACUAUUCAAGUUUCGUUCGAGCUCAUCAUAAUCGACCAUAGUUAUUCUAUUUUUCGAAUACCCGAUACUUUUGUUUCUUAUAAAAUAAUCGUAUGUAUGUACUUUUCGACGUUGCUGAGUCCGUGUAGUCUCAGAUUCUCGUCGUCUUUCGUGCGAUACGAGCCUUACGCUUUAUUCGCGCGUUACAAAUAUUGAGCCUAUUACCUGGUGCACGCACUGAAUUUAAUGUUAUUGAACGACUGUAUAGUCCGUUAUUGCUUCAGGUGCCUUUUCAUGGUUUAUAUACAUCAUUAAAUGAUUUAUCGAAAAAUCGUACUUUCUAUUAGAAAGAGUAAAAUGAAAAAAAAAUCUCAUUUGAAAAUUUAUUAAUAAAAAAAAAACACAUUCAAAUAUGA
Messenger RNA from Venturia canescens, 11266 nucleotides. It is a transcript of the gene Vps13, whose product is annotated as vacuolar protein sorting 13C. NCBI's taxonomy places the organism in Eukaryota, Metazoa, Arthropoda, Insecta, Hymenoptera, Ichneumonidae. Gene Ontology annotation, cellular component: extrinsic component of membrane. Bases 324 to 10352 code for a protein of 3342 amino acids. Gene Ontology annotation, biological process: protein retention in Golgi apparatus; protein targeting to vacuole. The record is from RefSeq and is a predicted model, not a curated record. The transcript has 45 exons.